Suricata suricatta (meerkat) is the source of this 4104-nucleotide messenger RNA. It is a transcript of the gene MTRR, whose product is annotated as 5-methyltetrahydrofolate-homocysteine methyltransferase reductase. Gene Ontology annotation, biological process: homocysteine metabolic process. NCBI's taxonomy places the organism in Eukaryota, Metazoa, Chordata, Mammalia, Carnivora, Herpestidae. Gene Ontology annotation, molecular function: flavin adenine dinucleotide binding; FMN binding; [methionine synthase] reductase (NADPH) activity. The record is from RefSeq and is a predicted model, not a curated record. The transcript has 15 exons. Bases 1 to 2358 code for a protein of 785 amino acids. Gene Ontology annotation, cellular component: cytosol.
AUGCCGCAGGCCCUCGCACGCCGGGUCGGCCACCUACCAAGCUGGGACACCUACAGCGCUCACACCGCGCGAAAGCGAGCGGCCGCGAAGACUUUGGAGCCUCGUGAGCCUCCGUACGCGCCUUCCGAAGCGCCAGGCAGUGUGGCGCAUGCGCGGAGCGAAGGCCACGCCCCUCGCCCGGAGCGCUGUGAUUGGCACUGGUCCUUCGCCAGCUCUUCGGGCUCGGGCGCUGACGGAGUGCGCAGGCGCUGGAGGAGGGCCCGCGUUCCCACGGUCUCCGCUUUCCUGGGUGUGCCGCCCACCCCGCUGGAGCCUGGGGAAGGCGCCCUGGGGCGGGAGACGGCCGCGGCUUCCGCGCCCCUGCACCCCUCCCCCGGCCGGGCUGGGCGCUCGCGGUACGAUCUAAGAACCGAGACGGCGCCCCUCGUGGUCGUGGUCUCUACCACGGGCACCGGCGACCCGCCCGACACCGCUCGCAAGUUCGUUAAGAAAAUCCAGGACAGGGCGCUGCCGGUGGAUUUCUUUGCUCACCUGCGGUACGGCCUGCUGGGGCUGGGUGACUCUGAGUACACGUACUUCUGUAACGGCGGGAAAGUCAUCGACAGGCGGCUCCAGGAGCUUGGUGCCCGGCACUUCUACGACACUGGGCACGCGGACGACUGUGUGGGUUUAGAACUUGUGGUUGAGCCGUGGAUUGAUGGACUCUGGGCUGCCCUCUCGAAGCACUUUACGUCCAGUAGAGGAAAAGAGAUGAAUGGAACGUUCCAGAUCACCUCGAAUGCCUCCCAGAGGACGGAUCCUGUGAGACCGGAAUUAGGACACAUUGAAUCUCAAGUUGAACUUCUGAGAUUGGCCAAUCCAGGCAGAGAGGAUUCCGAGGUUCAGGAACAGAAUGCGGUGAACAGAGGUCAGGCGAGUGCUCUGAGCGCCGAGUCCGAGCCCUCACUCACCCACUCGGUGCCCCCGCUGUCGCAGGCGUCUCUGAGCGUCCCUGCCCUCCCGCCAGAAUAUUUGCAGGUGCAUCUGCAGGAGCCUCUGGGCCGGGAGGAGAGCCAAGCAUCUGUGACUUCCGCGGAUCCCGUUUUUCAAGUUCCAAUUUCAAAGGCAGUCCAGCUGACUACGAAUGAUGCUGUCAAAACCACUCUUCUGGUGGAGCUGGACAUCUCAAAAACAGAUUUUUCCUAUCAGCCUGGAGAUGCCUUCAAUGUGAUCUGUCCCAACAGUGAUACUGAGGUUCAAAACCUACUGCAGAGACUGCAGCUCACAGACAGAAGGGAGCACUGUGUUGUCUUGGGGAUUAAGGCAGACACCAAGAAGAAAGGAGCCGCCUUACCCCAGCACGUCCCCGAGGGCCGCUCUCUCCGGUUCCUUCUCACCUGGUGUCUUGAAAUACGAGCAGUUCCGAAGAAGGCGCUGCUCAGAGCCCUGGCGGAGCACGCAGCCGGGCCCGACCAGCGCAGGCUGCUUGAGCUGUGCAGCCGGCAGGGCGCUGCCGACUAUGGCCGCUUCGUGCGCGACGCCCGCGCGACGCUGCUGGACGUCCUCCAGGCCUUCCCGUCCUGCCGGCCGCCGCUGGCGCUGCUGCUUGAGCAUCUCCCUAAGCUCCAGCCUCGACCAUACUCGUGUGCAAGCUCGAGUCUGUGUCACCCGGGGAGGCUCCGUUUCAUCUUCAACGUCGUGGAGGUUCUGUCUGCCAGCACCACGGAGGUCCUGCGGAGGGGCGUGUGCACGGGCUGGCUGGCCGCACAGGUCGCGCCCAUUCUCCGUCCAGCCGCGCAGGUGUCCCCUGCAGAAGGCUGCCCGGCCCCGGCCCCUGAGAUAUACAUCUCUCCUCGAACGACCAAUGUUUUCCACUUGCCGAGUGACCCUUCGGUCCCCGUCAUAAUGGUGGGGCCGGGGACCGGAGUAGCGCCCUUCAUCGGUUUCCUGCAACACAGAGAGAAACUCCAGGAACAGCAUCCAGAGACACACUUCGGAGCCACGUGGCUGUUUUUCGGCUGCCGCCACAAGGAGAGGGAUUAUCUGUUCCGGGAGGAGCUCAGACACCUCUGCAGGCGCGGGGUCCUCACGCACCUGAAGGUGUCCUUCUCGAGAGAUGCCGCUCUCGGCGAGGAGGCGGCCCCGGCGAGGUACGUGCAGGACAACAUGCGGCUCCACGGCGAGCAGGUGGCCCGGGCCCUUCUGCAGGAGAGCGGGCGCGUUUACGUGUGCGGAGACGCUAAGAACAUGGCCAAAGAUGUCAAUGAUACGCUUGUGGAAAUAAUAAGCAAAGAGGCUGGAGUUGAAAAACUAGAGGCAAUGAAAACAUUGGCUACUUUAAAAGAAGAAAAGCGGUAUCUUCAGGAUAUUUGGUCCUAAAAUCAAAAGGAAAGAAAAGAAUGAUGCUUUUUUAGCUGGAAGUACUAAAAAGCAAUUGUACUGAAACUGAGAUUUUCAAUUUUUUAAAUUAUAUUAAAAAAUCCUUCUUGGAGGAGGUAGGGAGAGAGUGGGUCACUUCCGAUGACAGCAAACUUCCAGUUUGGGUUUCUGUAGAUGCCCCUCCCGCUCAGCACACCGCACCUCGGCCCCCCCCACUGGCCCCUCCCGGGGCGGCUGCUGCGUCCCAGGUCCGUCUGUCCCUUCACAGGGCAUCUGUGCACGAGGGGGCUUCGCAGUGCAGGGCGCGGGCCCCGGAGUUGACCAGGGCAAUAGUUAAAGCUUGUGAGCUUCUGUUGCCAGGUUCUGUGAAUAAGGUAAAAGUAAUUCACUCUUACGUGGACUCUGCCGUAAAGAGCAUUCAUAGUCAUAACUGACCACGUACAGCGUAUGACCCUUGUUCGCACACACAGCCCCUGACUUGUGGCGGCGUGAGAGCAGCGCGCCUGCCGCGGAAACCGCACCUGGAAGUUCGAGUUCUGUCCUUUCCCCAGGGAGGGUGACGGGCGGUAACAUGCUCUGGUUUGUGGGACGGCAGCGGAGUCUCGGGGCUGCCGCCCUCUGCACCCGCGCAGACGUUGUGUCUCUUGCAGUGCCACACUCGGUAAACUGAGGCAGUCAGCACUCAUACGCAGCCUCGGGCUUGCGUCCGUGUUCGGAGCCCGUGUGAGGCAGGCCAGGCUGAGCCGCCAUGCCCCGUGGCUGAGGCGGAUCAGAGGCUUUUCGCUCACGGUGGUUUCCAGUUUACAGUGGAUUUAUCGGGGUGUAGCUUCCCUGGAAGUUCAGGAAGAUCUUUACAACCUUGUCAAGUGAUUAUUUAUCACCCAAACUGUAUUUCUGAUAAAAAAAAAUAUAUUAAGAUAAUGCUUAGGUUUUUUUUUUAAUGAUUUUUAAAAUGUGACAUAUAUUUUUAAAUUCUAUUUUAUAUGACUUAUCACAAUUCUUACUAUCACAGUUCCAGGAUUUAGGGAAAUUUGCUUAGUUUACAGAUGCGAGCAAGUACGUACUUUAGUAAAACUACAACCCACAUCCCUCCCCCCCCAGCUCCUCGUCUCUGAUCCUUUUGGCAUAUUUUUUACUUUUCCUACGUUAUUUUAAUCCCAUGCUACCACUCAAGUUGUGUCCUAGGCUUAAAAUACCUACUUAAAUUAGUAUGUGUUUUAAAAUUCUGCCGUCUGAAUAUGUGUCCCCCCCCCUCCCCAUUCAUCUGUUCCAACGCUGACCUGCACUGUGAUAGUCGGAGGUGGGGCCUCCGGGAGGCAUGCGGUCCAGACGGUGGGGCCCUCAGCGAUGCGAUCAGGGCCCUGACCCGGGUGGCCCCAGAGUCCCCUGGCUCCUGCCUGGGGAGGACACGAGGUCUGCAGUCUGCAGCCAGAAGAGGGCUGUCGCCAGGGUCUGGCCCCCCGGCCCCCUGCCCUUGGACGUCCAGCCUCCAGACCCGUGAGAAGUCCAUGUUGAUGAGCCGCCUGCUGUGGGGUGCGGUCACGCGCCCCGAGGACCGCGGCAUCGCCCGGUGACCAGCGCUUUUACAGCUUGUCAGUACAGAAAAAACGUGAACGGGUCUGGUUGAUUUGCCUAGGCUCUGGUGUAUAUUGGCUUUUUUAUUCAAGAGAUUGGCAUUUAUAAAACAUCUACUUGUCCAAGGUCCCUGGUCAUUUUGAAAAAUAAAUGAUGUUAAGAUUUGAUAAA